Messenger RNA from Punica granatum (pomegranate), 1578 nucleotides. The record is from RefSeq and is a predicted model, not a curated record. Lineage: Eukaryota; Viridiplantae; Streptophyta; Magnoliopsida; Myrtales; Lythraceae.
AAUUUACGGCUAGUGACCCCAUCCGACGCUCUCGUGUGAAAACCUUCUUCUGAGCGAACUCUUUACUUUCCCCCAUACACUUCUCUCUUCCCAGUUUGUUUCUCCUUCCCUGCGGAGUGACUGAGAAAAUGGUGGAGCCGGUGGCCGGAAACCGCGACGAAGAGAUGCAGCUGCUGUCUCAGCCGGCCAGUGCCGAGCACUCCUGGCGGCUGAACUUCGACGGCUUCAACUUGUCGACGGAGCACCAGCAGAUGAAGCAGCCCCGCGGACUCCACGACUAUUGCCUUGGCGUUUUAGGUCCUGAAGAUACAGUGGCUGAGUAUUAUCAACAGCAGGUAGAAAUGCUUGAAGGUUUUAAUGAAAUGGACGCUUUGACGGAGCGUGGUUUUAUUCCUGGAAUGUCAAAGGAGGAACGAGAGAAGUUGGCAAACAGUGAAACUUUUGCUAUUAGGAUAUCAAAUAUUGCAAAUAUGGUUCUUUUUGCUGCCAAAGUUUAUGCGUCCAUCAGGAGUGGAUCAUUAGCCAUCAUUGCAUCAACACUGGACUCACUUCUUGAUCUUCUGUCUGGCUUCAUCCUGUGGUUUACUGCAUUCUCAAUGCAGACCCCAAACCCCUAUCAGUAUCCCAUAGGAAAAAAACGUAUGCAGCCACUGGGAAUUCUUGUUUUUGCCUCUGUCAUGGCAACUUUGGGACUGCAAAUCAUCUUGGAGUCAAUGCGCCAGCUAUUAUCUGAUGAUGCUGAAUUUAGUCUGAACAAAGAGCAAGAACGAUGGCUUGUUGGCAUCAUGCUGUCUGUGACUCUAGUUAAAUUUCUCCUGGUUCUCUACUGCCGGUCCUUCGCGAAUGAGAUUGUCAAGGCUUAUGCUCAGGAUCAUUUCUUUGAUGUUGUCACCAACAUCAUUGGUCUCGUUGCUGCUCUGCUGGCUAAUUAUUUUGAUGACUGGAUGGAUCCUGUUGGAGCUAUUAUCCUCGCACUAUACACGAUCCGGACCUGGUCCCUUACUGUCUUGGAGAAUGUGAAUUCCUUGGUGGGGAAAUCGGCCGCUCCUGAGUACCUGCAGAAGCUCACUUACCUGUGCUGGAACCAUCACAAGGCCAUAAGGCACAUUGACACUGUCCGAGCAUACACUUUUGGGUCCCACUACUUUGUCGAGGUUGACAUCGUCCUGCCAGCAGAUAUGCCCCUGCAGGAGGCCCAUGACAUUGGAGAGCACUUGCAGGAGAAACUUGAGCUCCUGCCUGAGAUCGAGCGUGCUUUUGUCCACCUUGAUUAUGAGUUCUCCCACAAGCCCGAGCAUGCUCAUGCUCACGCUUAGGUAUUCCACUAACCAUUAUUAUGACAAAUUUGCUAUUUCAUCCUUUGACCAAGUUUAAACAGGCAAGGGGUGAUACCCUAUUGGAUCCUGAUCGAUUAGCUUGAUCUGAAUGGAUUGAGUCUCCGGCAGGAAACUAGGGAAAAAAAAAAAGAGGACUGCUAAUAUAUCAUUAGAAGUAUGAUAUGUCAUGUACGCAAACGUCUCACCUCUUCAAUAUAUAUCAAAGAAAGCACCUACAUUUUCUGUAGAUAAUUUUUUGAGA